ACGGCCUGUAUCCAUGGAAUCUUCUAUGAUUGGCUUACCAGAAAAGGAGAAGUCUCCUCAUAGGCAGGUAAAACAUGGUGUUACUCAGCAUCCCACAAGUCAAGAAAGAGGGCGACCUAGUAGUAGCGGAGAAUCUAAAAAGGCUCCUAGACCAGUUUCAGCUUCAGCUAGUCCACGUUCAAGACCUAAACCUGUCUCCAAGACAGUUGAUACUGUGGAUUCAUCGGGUGUUCGACCUCGUCCAGUACCUCGACCUUCAGCACCAUUGAUAAAUGGCGAUGAUGGCCGUAUUUGGUUAAAGGCAGCACUUAAUGACAAUUCCAAAAAUGAAAAAGAAAAACUGAACAAGGAGUUAGCUAGCUAUGAAAUUGAAAAACAGGAUGGAGAAAAGAAACCAGAACCGAUGAAGCCUGUGAAGGAGGAACUAAUUGAUGGGAUGGAUCAUCGAAUAGUACCAUCACCACAAAAAUUUGAACCUCAAUCACAAGAAGAAGACAAAAUAACUGGAGGUUUUACUGAAAAACCAAGUACUGCAGAAGCACCACAUGAUGCAAGAGAAAUGGCUCCAACAUCACGUAAUGGAGAGAAAGAACCUAUACGACCAAACAGUUUACCAGCAGUGAAUGGAUUGGCCAAUGGAAAAGACACAGACAGCCCAUCACCACUGCCUGAGCUAACCCAUGGAGGUCAUGUUCCUCUUACAAGAGUCAAGUCACCUGAAGAAAUGACCGGUGUAAAGUCACCUGACCCUGAAUCUUGGACAGUUCCACUGGAGACGGGACCAGGAUUAGAAUGGAUGAAUGGACAAACACCUACCGAUGGAGGAAGAGCCACAAGUCCGCCCAUGCUUAUCUCCUCUCUCCGCUCGGCUCGUGAACUACCUUCUCGACCUGAGGCCAUGAUGGCAGAAAAACAACAAACCUCUCAGCCUGAGGUAAUGACAGCUGAGAAACACCCAGUCACUCAACCAGAAGUCAUGUAUGCAGAAAAACAUGCUGCCACACAACCAGAGACCAUGCAUACUGAUAAUCUUCCUACCACAUGGUCAGAAAUGCCUAGUCAGUCUGAUUUACUGAAAGACCAAAAGGAACUGAACACUCUCCCAGAUUCAGUUAUGGACCACAAGAAAACACCUGGAUCAGAGAUGUUACCAGUGCAAAAAGAAGUUCCAAGAACUGAUUCAGGGAAACAUAAACAGCCUCAGACAGCUGAUGAUGUACCUGCUGUUCAAAUUGUUUCACCCUCUAGUGGAAGAUCACUGGCAUCUGAUGUUUUGGGCCGGGCUAGAAGCAAAUUUGACCAGUUUUGGAGUAAAAACAAGUGAAAACAACUGUUACUUUUGUAACAUCCAGUGUUAUGUAACUGUAGUAGUUUCUUGUAGUAGUCUGUGUUCUUAAUGUAAGUUCAUCUUACUGUGUAGUAAUGUUCUGCUCUUGUAUAAUAGGUAGAUAGAGAACUAGGUAUCUUUUUCUUUCUCAGGACUUGUAGGAUAGAGGUUUUCUGUCUGCUGUGUUCGUUUUGUUGUCUGUUCCAUUUGUUAAAGAAGUGCUCCUAACUGGCUGAGGCAAGUGAAUAGAUCUUUGGUCCUUAUUUAUUUCCAGAAAGAUAUUUCAUAUCAACUCAGGAAGUGUUUGAAUUUUUUUUUUAGUUUUCUGUUAAGUAGGGUGGGGGGGAAAGCCCAACCAUAGCAGUAUUAUGUCUGAGUGGAUUUACUGAAAAAAAAAAAUGCUAUUUGUACUUUUGUUGAAACUUUGGAUAAAUUUUUCUAGUUCAUAUGAAAUUUAGUGAUAGGGGAAGUUCCUCUCAGAAUUAUUGUAACCUAGAAACUAGAAAAUGGUAGUGUUUCCAGUAAUCCAGAACUUACAAGAAGAACCCAUUUACUGUAUUGCAACAUUUUGUGGGUUAGUAUUGAUAAUGUUUAUCUUUGGUCCUUUCUGGACGCUACUGUGCAAAACUAAUCAUGUUUCUGCUGUUCCUUUUUAUUUUUUUUAAUGAAUUCAUGUUGACAGUGGACUAAGUUCCAUGUUUAGUUUUCAUAUCAGUAUUUUAAGCACAUGUGCACCAAUUCAGUUAAGAGCUAAUAGCAUUCAGAGAUAUAUAAACACAAAAGCUUUAGACAACAUCUUAGAGCCCAAAUUGAACAUUUUGUUCAAAUUAUUUAUCUUGUUUAUCUUUUAUGCUUCAGGA
This is a messenger RNA of Limulus polyphemus (Atlantic horseshoe crab), 2187 nucleotides long. Its product is annotated as microtubule-associated protein futsch-like. The record is from RefSeq and is a predicted model, not a curated record. Bases 14 to 1324 code for a protein of 436 amino acids. The transcript is spliced from 5 exons. NCBI's taxonomy places the organism in Eukaryota, Metazoa, Arthropoda, Merostomata, Xiphosura, Limulidae.